AUGCACCUCACAUCUUUGGCUCUCGCUGGUCUGCCGGCUCUCGCGGCCGCAGCUGCAACUCCAAACUGCUUUCCUUAUGGUAACGCCGAAUUACCUGGAGAUUUGACAGCUCCCAAUGUCAAACUGGAGGACUGGUGGUGUCCCCAGUCCAUGGCGUAUGGCUUCCAGGGAUUCAGCUACCCUCUCGAGGAUGACAACUGCAACAGCUACACCAACAGCUUCGACCGGAUGAACCAGGACUUUGCCAGGAUGAAGAAGGACUUUGGAGCGAGCAUCGUACGCAUGUACUACCCUACAUGCACCCAGCCCGGGGUGUUUGAGAAUGCGAUUCGAGCUGCGGCCAAGAAUAAUAUGGCUCUUAUCUUGCAGAUCUGGACAAACUUUGGUGACGGUGAUGUUUGGAAGCAAUCUCAGCAGGCCAUUUACGACACCCUCGCCAAACGUGAAUUCGCGGCCAUAGCACCGUACGUCGUCCACAGCGCUGACUGGGGCUCUGAACCAGUUGGCGACGGCAUGGACUCUGGCAACUUCGUCAAUGACCUCGGGGCAUUCCGCAAGCGGAUGAAUCAGCACCACGUCAAGGCGGGCAUCAGCGAGGACUGGGACCGUCCUGGUUCCCUCCGCAACGGCGAUGGUUUGACCGAUCUGGGCCGCGGCAUUAAAAGCAACUCGGACUACGCCCACAUCCAUGCCAUGCCCUUCUAUCAUGGCAAUAACCCCGAGAACCAGGCCUGGGCAUACAUUCAACAGGCUACGCAGUGGGUUUUGGAUCAUGUCAAGCUGCCUACCAUGAUCACGGAGAGUCCUUGGGCUUGGGGCAAGACCGACCACAAUCCUGGAAAGACGGACGUAGGCGUUGCCCAGUACACGCGCUAUUGGAAAACAUUUGAUGAUAAUUGCGAGUGGUUUAAGCAGAAAAAUGUCGGUUGGUUCUUGCAUGCUUGGCAGGGAGAAGAUAAAUUUGAUAUUGUGAAGCCCGAUGGCCCUGGUUAUGUUAUUCCUGGCUGGAGACCUCGUAAGUGUUGA
Metarhizium brunneum ARSEF 3297 is the source of this 1026-nucleotide messenger RNA. RefSeq lists its product as uncharacterized. NCBI's taxonomy places the organism in Eukaryota, Fungi, Ascomycota, Sordariomycetes, Hypocreales, Clavicipitaceae. The record is from RefSeq and is a predicted model, not a curated record.